Elgaria multicarinata webbii is the source of this 1069-nucleotide messenger RNA. RefSeq names its product stanniocalcin 1 (gene STC1). Gene Ontology annotation, biological process: intracellular calcium ion homeostasis. The record is from RefSeq and is a predicted model, not a curated record. Gene Ontology annotation, molecular function: hormone activity. Gene Ontology annotation, cellular component: extracellular region. NCBI's taxonomy places the organism in Eukaryota, Metazoa, Chordata, Lepidosauria, Squamata, Anguidae. Bases 27 to 770 code for a protein of 247 amino acids. The transcript is spliced from 4 exons.
CGAACUUAGCGGAAACUUAGCAGAGAAUGCUCCAAAAGUCCAGGGUUCUCCUGCUGCUGGCGGUGGCUGCGUCUGCAUCCUAUGAAGUUGAGCAGAAUGAUUCCGUCGGCCCCAGGAAGACGAGGCUUGCCGCCCAAAACUCAGCGGAUGUGGUUCGAUGUUUAAAUAGUGCCCUCCAGGUAGGAUGUGGUGCUUUUGCCUGCCUGGAAAACUCCACGUGUGAAACAGGAGGCAUGUAUGACAUCUGCAAGUCCUUCCUCUACAGCGCUGCUAAAUUUGACACUCAGGGGAAAGCCUUUGUGAAGGAGAGCUUGAAGUGCAUUGCAAACGGCGUGACCUCCAAGGUUUUCCUCGCCAUUCGGAGAUGCGCUACGUUCCAGCGGAUGAUUUCCGAGGUGCAGGAGGAAUGUUACAGCAAGCUGAACAUCUGCGGCAUUGCAAAAAGGAACCCGGAAGCGAUCACGGAAGUAGUCCAGCUUCCAAACCACUUCUCAAACAGGUAUUACAGCAAGCUUGUGAGAAGCUUAUUGGAGUGCGACGAAGAGACUGUGGGGACCAUCAAAGCCAGUUUGAUGGCCAAAAUUGGACCAAACAUGGCCAGCCUUUUCCAUCUACUGCAAACGGAUCACUGUGCCCAAAUCCAUCCCAGAGCAGACUUCAGUCGGAGACGUAUCGCUGAGCCUCAGAAGCUGAAAAUCUAUUUCAGGAAUCUCCGGGGGGAGGGAGCUGCUCAGUCCCACAUGAAGCGUGCUUCUUCAGAAAGUGUGUAAUGUUCCACAAGAAGGUGGAAAAGUAGGGAAUCCAAGCUCUACCAAAGUAGGAAAUUACUUGCUCUCUCUUAUUUUAUUUUUCUCUUAGCACUCACUACACAUCAGAAAUGUACUGUAACUGAUUUCGAAGAACACUGAGCCAAUCUACACAUUCAAAUAAUCAAAACAAGCAAAGCAUGUGGCAUAGCCCUCCUGGGACUGUACUACUUCAACACGCAGAUGGGGUAGUUGCAUAUUUAAAAACUCGGUUCUACAAGAACUCACAUAAGCACAUGUUAAAGCCUAGCAUAUCUGAUAGA